Messenger RNA from Hermetia illucens (black soldier fly), 840 nucleotides. RefSeq lists its product as uncharacterized. The transcript has a single exon. NCBI's taxonomy places the organism in Eukaryota, Metazoa, Arthropoda, Insecta, Diptera, Stratiomyidae. The coding region runs from base 1 to 840 and encodes 279 amino acids. The record is from RefSeq and is a predicted model, not a curated record.
AUGCUUUAUAAUGCCGCUUGGUCACCGAACGAAUCUAUCACGCCGUCAAGUGGUUACUUCAAAUUUUCUAUUCCGCUAAGAAAACUUUUGGGAUUUGCCAAGGACUACAAGAAAAUUAUUGUAAACGCUAAACACGAACUAAUUUUGGUUCGCACUAGAAGCGAUGAAAAUGCAUUUAUUUCAUCCACUGAUAAUGCACACAUCAAAAUUUUUAAACUACAGUGGAAGGUGCCCCAUGUUGUCCUCGAUGGCGCUGAAAAAUUGUCAAUGUUGAAAUAUAUUGAAUCGGGACAUCCGAUUCAAAUAAGCUUUCGAAAUUGGGAACUGUACGAAUAUCCGGUUCUACCCACAACAACAGAUCAUGUGUGGAAUGUGAAAACCACAGGUCAACUCGAAAAACCUCGAUAUGUUAUUUUAGCUUUACAGACAAAUCGAAAAAAUCUCAAAGACAAAGAUGCCAGCAAAUUUGGUCACUGUGAUUUAACAAAUAUCAAAAUACAUUUAAACUCCGAAUCGUAUCCCUAUGACGAUAUGAAUAUUAAAUUUUCCCGUGAUCGAUUCGCUCUUCUCUAUGAUAUGUACUGCAAUUUUCAACAAUCUUAUUACGGUGUACAACCUCAGCCACUACUUUCACGAAGCGAAUAUAAGGAAUCUGCACCAAUUAUAGUAAUUGAUUGUUCACGUCAAAAUGAAUCCAUGAAAUCUGGCACAGUGGACAUAAGGUUAGACAUGAAAACAUCUGUAGAUGUGCCUGCCUUAACAACGGCUUACUGCUUGCUCCUACAUGAUCGUGUAAUAGAGUACAACCCACUCACUUCUUCAGUUCAAAAACUUGUAUAA